CACGAUCUCCUUGUUUUUCCGUUCCGCAGGUUGAUUUCUCCAGCGUUUUGUCUUGGCCCAGCCCAUGUGAGGAUUUUUGGAUAAAAACUCAAUUAUUGCCAGAUUUGUCUGAGACAAGUGACGAUCAUCAGCCCUCAGUCCUCACCGACGAUAACGCCGCUUUCCCCACCUCUGCUCGUUCUCGUCCUUCCCCCGUCUCAGCCUCCCCUCGCUAUCCACACAACAAGCUUUCAACAACACAUCACUAGCCACCAGCCUCACCUCAUCCUCACCUCCCCAAAAAACCGCAUCAUUCCAACAAUGGGCUUCAUCGGCGCAACGGCAGCAGGCCUCAUGGCCGGCCUCCAUGGCUACAUCCUCGUCCUGGAGAUGUUCCUCUGGACCUCGCCCCGAGGUCGCAAGGCCUUCAACCUCACCGCCGACUUUGCUGAAAAGACAAAGACCCUGGCCGCCAACCAGGGGCUUUACAACGGCUUCCUGUCCGCCGGCCUCGCCUGGGGUAUCGCUCACCCCGUUCCUGAGUUCGGGCGCCAGCUCCAGCUCUUCUUCCUCGCCUGCAUCGUCGCGGCCGGCGCGUACGGCGGAGCCACGGCGAACCCGCGCAUCUUCUUCAUCCAGGCUGUUCCGGCGCUGGCUUCCAUCGGUGCCGUUCUUUCGGGCUUCUAAGAUGCGGAUGAGCAACGUCAGGGGCCCGAUUGGGAUUUGUUUAGUUUGGAAGGAGGCUGUGGCUGGCUGUUGGGUGAGACUGUGGCGUGGUGGGAGAUCCAGCUUUGUGUAACCUGAUGAAGCUGCUGCCCUUGGGAGAGGAUGGAGAUAUCGCAUUGAAUUAUCUACUGUAUUAACUACUAGCGACUACCUGAUAGAAAGCAAUGGCCAUUUGAUGAUUCUAUGC
Molecule: messenger RNA, 892 nt
Organism: Colletotrichum acutatum
Lineage: Eukaryota; Fungi; Ascomycota; Sordariomycetes; Glomerellales; Glomerellaceae
Exons: 1
Coding region: 301-666 (121 amino acids)
Source: RefSeq, a predicted model, not a curated record